Molecule: messenger RNA, 2670 nt
Organism: Oreochromis niloticus (Nile tilapia)
Lineage: Eukaryota; Metazoa; Chordata; Actinopteri; Cichliformes; Cichlidae
Gene: apodb
Product: apolipoprotein Db
Exons: 5
Coding region: 1059-1607 (182 amino acids)
Biological process (GO): tissue regeneration; response to reactive oxygen species; lipid metabolic process
Cellular component (GO): cytoplasm
Molecular function (GO): lipid binding
Source: RefSeq, a predicted model, not a curated record
AUAUCACACAGAAAUCAUCUUUGUUCCUAGCCUCAAAUCACGAUAAAGCAGUACAACUGAAGAGCCAUCAGUACUGAUUGUCAUGACUGUGUGCUAUGCAGGCAGGCAGGAUUGGACCCAAAUGCAGGACUCGCGGAGGCAGAGGUGAACUUAAGAAACUUGGUUUAUUACAGGAAAAUAAGAAGAACAGAAAACUAACUGAACUGGGAAAACAAAUAAACUAACAGGCAGGCAGGCAGGCAGGCAGGCAGGCAGGCAGGCAGGCAGGCGAGCGAGCGAGCGAGCGAGCAAACGGAACACACAGAGAGACUGAGGGUGAGCAGACAUUAACGACGCGACAGAGAACAAAGGAAACACAGGGCUUAUAUACACAGGGGAGUAAUCAGGGAAUGGAAAACAGGAGGGAGACACAGCUGGGAGGGAUUGGGCUAACGAGACAGGAGGCAGGUAAAACUGAGCACCCUGACACCAGACACGAACCUUCAAAGUAAAACAGGAAACAAGAAACAAUUUACAAGGACGCAGACCGACACUGAUCUAAAUCUAGAAUAAUAAUCAAAAUAGAACAACUAAAGAACCAGAACAUAAAUCAUAAUACAGAAAUAUACCAAAAUAUAAGAAACUGAAAAAGCUGGGUCAAAAUGACCCAGAACCUUGACACUGAUUUUUCAGCUAGUUAUUUUAUCUGUAAACCAUUUAAAGGUGAUGAAGAAUAAUAUCAUUUAUAUAAUUUCCCUCAUCCCAUGGUGGUAUCUUCAGCUGUAUGACAAACAAUUCAAAUGAAAAUGAUAAAGAAAUAAAUCGGAGCUUAAUUCGGAGAUGAACCCAGCAUUAACACAGCGGUUCCUGAAUGAAUAACAACAUUCAUCCUUUCUCACAGUGACAGCACUUUCACCAUACAGGAAUGUGCGCAUGAUUACAAUUAGUUAGACAGAUGUCCUUAUGCUGUCCGAGCGACGUAAUGCGAAGGCUGACCUGUGUUUGUCUGGAGAGCUCAGACAGUGACCGAGAGCUCAGCCUCUAACCUCCACCUGACAUCUGUACAGAGCUCAGGAACAAUGUCUGGUGUGUGCUUUCUCCUUCUGAUGCUCCCUCUGCUAUCAGCUCAGACUUAUCACUGGGGUCCCUGUCCUACUCCGAAGGUGCAGCCCAACUUUAACCUUCAGCAGUACCUGGGUAAGUGGUAUGAGAUUGAGAAGCUGCCUGCUCCCUUUGCAAGAGGAAAGUGCAUUGAGAUAAACUACUCCAUUAGGAGAGAUGGGACCAUCCAGCUGUUGACCUCGCAGAUCUAUAAAGAUAAGAAGAGGCAUGCAGAAGGGACAGGUGUAGUUCCAGACCCACGAGAACCGGCCAAACUGGGAGUCAGUUUCUCAUAUUUCACUCCAUAUGUGCCAUACUGGGUUCUGACUACUGACUACACCAGCUUAUCCGUCGUGUACUCCUGCACAGACAUCCUUCGCAUAUUCCAUUUCAACUACAGCUGGAUUCUUGCACGGUCGCCAUAUCUGCCUCCAGAGACUGUGCGUUACGCCAAACAGCUGCUAAUUGAUGAAGGAAUCGACAUUUUCAGGAUGACACACACAGAUCAGAACUGCAAGGAUAAAUAAUAACCAAUGGACACAUUCAGUUAUUGCAGAGCGGCCUCUUGCCCUCCCAUGAACUCAUCCCAUUUCAAUAUAUCUAUUAUACACUGUUGCUGUCUUUUGAAAAGACAUGUAAAUUCUAAAUAAAAUGAUCAAUAAGUUAAAAUUGAUAAAAGUGUUAAAACUGUACUAAGGACUUAAUUAACCCAUUAUUUUAAUUAUUCCAAAUAAAUGACAUGAUGUACUUUUUUAUAAUUCUGCAUUAGCUGACAAUUUUAAAGCAAUAUCAGGCUGGCGUGAAGACCUGAAUGGCGGAUGAAGACAAAUAUGAAGAAAAAAAACAGAACUAGACAGGACACUAAAAAAGGAGGGAAAAGUUAAAACAAGAAACAAGAACAUGAAAAAGUGCCGAAGAAACAAAUAACUACAACACUGAGAAAAAAGAUGGAGGAGAUGAUAGAAUGAUGAUAUCAUGAUAUACAUUAUUCUCUGAACUUCAUGUUUGCAUAUUGACACUAGAAUGGAUCAUUUUCAUUGGCGAUGAAAAAAAAGGUUCUGUAUAUAUUACAGUUACUCAUUGAAACCAUCAUUAAUAUAUUGAACAUUCUAUUCUGAUUCACACUGAUUGGGGAAAUGCAGUAUUUUUAAUUAAUUUUUAGUUUUUAAGGGUUACCGCUGACAUGAUUUAUAUUAAGAGGGAAAGUAUCACCUUUAUAUAGUCGUUAGAUUAUUCUUGCAGCACAGUGAUGCUGUGGUUUCUUUGUGGCAUGAAAACAUCACAAAGAUGUUGCUUUGUAGACAUUUUAAAUGAAUGUGCAUGUGAAUGCCUGACUGUUUCUCUGUGUCAGUCCUGGGAUUGAGUGGCAACCAGAACUAGCCAACUCUGAACUGGCAGCUGAGAAAUGGACUGAUAAUUGUUUCUGGAUUAGUGAAGAAGGCAACAGACGCGUAGCUUGUGGGGCUGUGAGGAUGUCAUUUCAUUUUAAUGGUGACAAUUUUAUUUGUCAAGUUUAGGAAUGUGGAACCAGCAAAUAUUUGGCUUCAUCCUUACAAAUGUGACUAAAAUAAAAUAAACAGUGUUUGCAGA